AUGGAAUUCACUGCAGAAUGUGCGGCCGGUGAAUGGGGUCCGGAUUGCGCGUUAUGUUGUCGUUGUGCAAGCGGUACAUGCAGCGCGAGUAAUGGAGAAUGCGCCGGUGGCAAGUGCGCCGAAUGCUGGACAGGACCACCAACUUGCCAACAGAUGAAGGAAGAGUGUGACGUGGCAGUACAGGAACAGUGCGCUCACAAUGCCAUAUCGUUCACGGACUACGAUCGCUGUGGGCAGCCGAUCCAAAGAUGCCAGUGUCUGACCGGCUUUAAAGGCGAUGGACGCACCAAAUGUGACGGAAUCGCGCCCUGA
Gongylonema pulchrum is the source of this 312-nucleotide messenger RNA. The record is from the annotation of a GenBank genome assembly. Lineage: Eukaryota; Metazoa; Nematoda; Chromadorea; Rhabditida; Gongylonematidae.